UUCAUGUCUUUGUACAGUUAUCCCGGCAGCCUUUGAGGGAAUCACAGACCGCUUCAUUCUCAUCAUCGUGUGGGCCCCUCUCGUGGACCAAUUUUUCGUCUACCAACGUCUCGCUGGGGUGGGCUCUGUGUCCGUCGACCACUACACCGACCCGCAGACAAGCCAACCCUGUUUGGCCAUAGCCAACCAUAAGGCCGUGGUCUCUGGUAAUGUGACCUCCGAGGUCCAAUCAGCAGUGUACUGCAUGGAGUUUGUGGCAUCUGGUUUCAACCACAACAACGUCAUAAACACUCUGGGAGCUGUCAAGAUUCAUCCCUUCGUCUACGAGGGCAUCCUUCAUCUGGCUGUGGCUAACCGACUGGACACAUCAAAGAGAACCUUCAUGGUAGAGUCAGCUAUCUGGGGUGACUUUUUCAAGGAAGUAGUCAUCACCACGACCGCUGCAGCAGACGUGGCUGUCAUGGAGUUCCAUGGGACCUACUUUGUGGCCUUUGCCAAUGAAUUUGAGGGUCAGUUGGAGUUUGAAAACUAUGACGUGCCUGUUUCUAUAUACACCUAUGUCUAUGAUGCUGAUGGUGAAUCUCAGGUAGACCUCUGGCAAGAGCUCCCUGCUUUCCGAGUCAAGUCCUUGGAGUUUGUGGUGCUCCACGACCAGCUCUUCCUGGUGGUCAUCAACCGAACCAGCACAGUGAAUAUCUUCCGCUACGAGGGCAUGCAAAAGUUUCAGGUCAUCCACACAAUUCCGCUAGAAGGAGCUAUGGAUGUUUCCAUCUACCCUUUCAAGAACGACCCAGAAAUCAUCCACAUGGCUGCCAUGGCAUAUGGCGUACGACCCACUCUCUUUGCCAACGCUCAAGUCAGAACGAAAAAUGUUGAUUCAAUUAUUUUCCGGUUCUUCUUUGAUGGUUUCAAGACGGACACAACAGGUUGCAGUCGUCCUUUUACCGGUAUAUGAAUAUUUUGUCCUACUCCAAAAUGCUGUAGUACAGAUCUUUGAUGUUCACUGAGAUCUUUCAAGGCCAAACUUGUGUGAAAUGGUAGCUUAUAGCAGACACACACACAAAAAAAAAGAGAAAACCUGAUGGUAUGAUAUCACAAUUCAUUUUGUUUGGAUUAUUAUGUCUUAAUAUUAAAUCGUUAUGAUACACACAAACAAAAUUCAAGCCAUUUGAGCAUACAAACCCUUACAGAUUAACAGUUUGAUUCUGACUGAGCAAUGUUUUCUACUUAGAAGAAGUUGGCUUGGAAUGACUUGCUAAUGUGUCUUUGCUUAACGUUCUCUUUAAAUGGCAUGUAUUCAAAUAUAAUAGAGGUUUCAGUCAACAUUCCAAUUUUGUUGAGACAUGGACAGUUAUUCAGUAAAAUCUUAUAUCUGUGUAGAAAUCCAAACUCUUUCUUUCUCGUGUUAUAAAAUAUUCAAAAUAUUUGCAUGGUGAUAGUAGAGUCUAAAAUUGGCAAUCAAAUUGUCAUGAUAUCUGAUUAGCUCAAAGCUCUUGUUCUUUAUCAAUUAAAAAAAAUGACUUUGCUGAUGUGAGAAUUUGCUCUAAGCCUGAUUAUUAUCUGUCCCAUGUAAAAGUAUGCAUCUAGCAAAAAUUGUAAUUUAAUGAAUAUUGAUACCUUUCUACUUAAAGUGAGAAUGGAUGCACCUUGCAAUACAUGUAAUAAUAUUAAAUAGUGAUGACAAUUUGAUUGUCUUAUUGAGUUUAUAGUGAGUAUGGUAUUAGUGCAUGACUUGCAAAGUAUGUUCAAUCCAGAAAUAUUUCAUUUUGUUGCC
Messenger RNA from Strongylocentrotus purpuratus (purple sea urchin), 1774 nucleotides. Its product is annotated as thrombospondin-type laminin G domain and EAR repeat-containing protein-like. The transcript is spliced from 5 exons. The coding region runs from base 245 to 955 and encodes 236 amino acids. NCBI's taxonomy places the organism in Eukaryota, Metazoa, Echinodermata, Echinoidea, Camarodonta, Strongylocentrotidae. The record is from RefSeq and is a predicted model, not a curated record.